AUGCUGGAGCCGAGCGAUCCGGCAGAAAAGUGGUUUACAACUGAAGGGUCCUUCGCAUCCAGGGCACGAUUUAUUUUCUGCAGGCGAUCGAGGAUGGAAUUGAGAUUCGAGAUGGAAUCCGGCGUGGCGAAGGACACCACCAAGGCUCGAUGGACUCGUGGCGAGGAGAGGAUAGAGGUGAAGGAAAGGACUUGGGCAUUGAGGGAUCCCCCGAAUGGAGAGUUUUAG
Messenger RNA from Darwinula stevensoni, 228 nucleotides. Lineage: Eukaryota; Metazoa; Arthropoda; Ostracoda; Podocopida; Darwinulidae. The record is from the annotation of a GenBank genome assembly.